Molecule: messenger RNA, 2199 nt
Organism: Malus domestica (apple)
Lineage: Eukaryota; Viridiplantae; Streptophyta; Magnoliopsida; Rosales; Rosaceae
Product: transcription termination factor MTERF6, chloroplastic/mitochondrial-like
Biological process (GO): regulation of DNA-templated transcription
Molecular function (GO): double-stranded DNA binding
Source: RefSeq, a predicted model, not a curated record
CAAAUUUGCUUUUGGGUCCAAUAUCGACCAAUCGGGAAUUGGUCUAAUGCGCUUCUGCCCUUUUCCCCCAAAAACUAAAACCCUUGAUCUUUUGAAGCAUGAAAUUCAAUUCUUUGCAUUGGGCAGUUUCUUUGCCUUGAUUUGUAACUAUAAAGAAGGAAUAAAGAGUUCCUUUUCUGCAAAAAAAAUUCUGUCGCCAUGGAUAGCAGUACUGAGGUGUGGAGAUUUGCCGUCUGCUGAAAAGAUAGUAAGAAAACUUAUCCAAGCUCAUAUGGUUUAUCUAUAUCCUUUCGAAAUUCUAGGGUUUUAAUUUCUCCAAUUGGAAUUGUUCAUCGUCAACAUUCAACAUGAUUCUACUCCACAAUUUGAAGACCCUCCGAUUAGUUAAUUCUCUAUUUUCUUGUGCAUUUGCAUCCAAACCUAAAAGAUUUGUUCUUGCUGAUCCAAAACCCUCAAAACUUUGUCUUCCAAAUCAGUUGCUUUGCAGACCCAUCACCUCAGAAAUCUCAGAAACCCACCAGGAUUUCAAAGUCAAUUACCUCAUAAACACAUGUGGGUUGUCCCCAGAAGGUGCAAUUUCAGUAUCCAAAAGGGUGACGCUGGAAUCUCCAAAAAAGGCAGAAUCUGUUUUGGCCCUUUUCAGAAACCAUGGAUUAUCUCAAACCCAGAUAUCAAAGGUCGUUAGGGCACGUCCGAAGAUUCUUUCCGCCGAUCCGGAGAAAACCCUUUUGCCAAAGCUUGAGUUUUUCAGUUCUCUCGGGGUUUCGAGGGUGGACCUUGCAAAAACUCUGGCUUAUAAUCCACAUCUUCUGGUAAUCAGUUUGGCAAACAGGAUUGUGCCCACUUAUGAUUUCCUUAGGAGUAUCCUUUCAGAGAAAAAUGUUGUUGCUCUUUUCAAGCGCUACUCGCGGAUUUUCAUGGAGAGUCAAUUCAAGAAUGUGAUACCAAAUAUUGAGCUUUUGAGAGAAUCAGGUAUGAGGCCACGAGGUAUCUCCUUAGUGCUAACAUAUUGCACUCCCGUUUUGAUGGUGCGUCCAGAACAACUUGGUCAGCUUGUGGCUGAGGUUAAGGAAAUGGGAUUCAAUCUGGAAAAAACGACUUCAGUGAAUGCACUGCGUGCACUGUGUGGUAAGAAUAAGUUGGUAUGGAAUAGAAGUCGCGAAGCUUUGAAAAGUUGGGGUUGGUCUGAUGAUGAUAUUCUCUCUGCGGUCAAGAAGAAUCCGCAGUGUAUGAUUGUGUCUGAGCAGAAGCUAAUGCGAGCAAUGGAUCUUUUAGUGAACAAGAUGGGAUGGUCCUCAGAAAUGAUUGCCAAAUACCCGGUGGUCCUCAGUUUGAGUUUGGAGAGGAGACUUAUCCCGAGGUGUUCGGUAGUUAAAGUUUUGUUGUUGAAAGGUUGGAUUGAUGACAACUUGAAUUUGGGUUCGGUGCUGAAACCUACGGAUAAGCAGUUCUUGGAGAUGUUUGUGAACAGAUAUCUUGGCAAAGUACCUCGAUUGUUGAGUGUGUAUCAAGGAAAGGUGGAUAUCCAGGAUGCAUGAUCAUGGUACGCGGAAUUUUCCUUCAAAACGGCUGUCACUCCUUUAUCCCAUGCUCUGUUACUAAUAGGAACUCCUGACAAAGUGUACGGCUGCUUUGUAAUCAUUUUCUCCUGUUAUUCUUAAUGACGACGCGAUAUCUGCAAUGCUUGUAGAACUGGGAUCUUCAGAGUUCAGGUGGCAAAAAACCCAGUUCUGGUGGGGAUGUAAUGGAUUGUGCUUUGGGAAUUUUAAUAUUUCGGGUGAAUCUAUUUAUAAGGCCUAUGGAGAUUUUCUGAUCUCAAGAGAUUGGAAAGAGACUUCCUACUAACAACAAUUCCCAGUUUACAUUAAAAACUACCCUGAUCCUUUUACCUAAAGCUAUCAACACGGAGAGCGUUGUAACAGCCGGAAAAGGGAUUGCCGGGUAUCUGCGCACGUCUGGAGUCUGGACUGUGUACCUUCUGUAUUUGUACUUAAUUUUAGCUCAGCUAAGGCAGUUGGUUUCUGCAAUAUGUGUGGAACCAACUAUCCAAACAAGUAGCAUGCCAACAAAUAAGCAACAAAGGUAAACGCAUAAGGAGGGAAGCAGUGUAACAGUGUCUAGUAAUUUUUGAUGUAAUACUGUUGAUAAUGUUAUUAAUAAUUAGUUUUGCAGCGGUAUAUUGACUUGCAUUUAUACCUU